Molecule: messenger RNA, 622 nt
Organism: Brachypodium distachyon (stiff brome)
Lineage: Eukaryota; Viridiplantae; Streptophyta; Magnoliopsida; Poales; Poaceae
Product: wiskott-Aldrich syndrome protein family member 2-like
Exons: 2
Coding region: 87-359 (90 amino acids)
Source: RefSeq, a predicted model, not a curated record
GGUUACUCGAUCUGUCGAUCAAAAGGCAAGGUAAGCAGAGACGCAGGAGUACAAUUUUCAUCGACAAUUAAGAGGAUCGAUCGACCAUGGAGCCAUCUUCUUCUUCUUCAGUCGGAGCAGCAGCCGUGGUAAUCCUGGCCAUCAUGUGCUGCUCCCUGCCAUGCUCCAUGGCCGUCGAAGUUAAAGGAAGCCAUGUGGGGCCGCGUCCUCCGGCGCCGACGGGCCACCCGGCACCGCAUGAAUGCUGGGGUUGCGCGCCGCCGCCGCUGCCGCCGCCGGCACUUGCUGCCGCGGCGCCGCACCGCAAGACCCUGCAGCAGCAGCAGCAGCAGCAGCCGCCGCCUGUCCCUUACGUAUGAUCAAAACACUAGCACUGAUUGUGUAAAGACGAAGUUGUUUUCUGUUUGUAAUUAAGGCUAUUCGGGCGGCCCUUAUAUAAUUGGGGGCUUUUACUUUGUUGUAUUCUGGCCCCGCUAGCUGAGCUUUCUCUAGCCCUCACCACACAGUUGGGCCAUCUUUCUUUUGUUGUAUUUUGCAAUAUAGAACGACAUUUAAAAACGAAGAAGUGCUUCUUCUGUUUUACUCCUGGUAUAAAAAGAUCUGAGAGAUAUGCUUUGUUUAA